UAAUUAUUGACAUAAUUUGGUGUUUGAUUUAAAUAAUAUAUAUAUAAUAUCCUUUAUAUCAUACAUAUCUAUACAUAUAUAUAAAAUAUGUUAAUAAUGUGAGCGUAAAAAAUAAAAUAUAUGAGAAUGAGGAAACGCGCAUGCGUGUGUUGUAUAUAUGUGUGUGUAAUAGUUAAUAUUAGUCAGUAGUCAGUACCAAACAUAUAUAUAUAUAUAUAUAUACAUAUAUGUAUACAAUACAUUGAUAUGUAUUAAAAAUAUAUAGAUAUAUACAAUUGUAUAUUUUCUUUCUCGUGGCUCGUGUUUCGUGUAAUAUGGUUAAGUGUUUCAUUCUCAUUCUGAUGUUAACUUGAUCUUCUUCACCAUCUUCAUCAGGUCAUUUAAUUAUAUAUUUAUUAUUAAUUACAAUCGAUAAAUAUUAUUUUAUUAAAACAUCACAAUCUUGACAAAUAAAUAUAAUUACAAGUUUUAAAUUGUCAGUUUUUAAAUCUACGUUCAAGUUUAGUGAUCAUUAUCUAAUAAUUAUACUAAUUAAUAGAUAUUAAAAAAAAAAUCUUUUUUUGCUUUUUGUUUGUUAAUAAAAAAAAAGUUGAAAGAAUGUUAAAUAUCUAAAGGUUGGAAAGUGAUAAUAAAUUUAAAAAGUGAAGGGAAUGGGACAGUGACUUUGGACCAAGUGAUCAUCUGUUGUUUGUUUGUCUUCGUUAUAAGAAAUAAAUAUUUUUAAAAUUUAAAAAAAUGUGGAGUUUUUAAAAAUAACGAUAGAUUAUUUUACAAUAAAAAAGAAGAUAAAUCAAAAAUUUUAAUAAAUUCGCUAUGAGUUUUAAGAUAUUUGAAAUAUACAUUGUGAUAUAAACAGAGUGGAGGCAUGGAUCAGUAUCAUGAUAUGAACGAUAAUAUUAAUAUAAGUGAUGUCAUCGAAGUUAUUCAGACAACAGAUCCAGAAUUUGUUGAAGAAAGUAGAUGUCGAAAUCAACAACAGCAACAAGCUUUGAAUAUGAUGUCUGGUGGUGGUGUGGAAACAAGACCAGUUCUUGCUGGUAAUACAUCAGCCAGGGUUGGCUCUUAUGUUGAAAUCGUCGAACAACCCGCUAGUAAAGCCCUAAGAUUUCGUUAUGAAUGUGAAGGUCGCUCUGCUGGAAGCAUACCCGGUGUUAACAGUUCACCUGAGAAUAAAACCUUUCCUAGUAUAAGAAUAGUAGGGUACAAAGGACGUGCAGUAGUCGUAGUUUCGUGUGUAACAAAAGAUCCGCCAUAUAGACCUCAUCCACACAAUUUAGUUGGAAAGGAAGCAUGUAGACGCGGUGUUUGUACUUUAGAAAUAUCAUCAGAAAAUAUGACUGUGACUUUUGCUAAUUUGGGUAUCCAGUGUGUUAAGAAGAAAGAUAUUGAAGAAGCAUUGAGAGUUAGAGAAGAAAUUCGUGUUGAUCCUUUUCGAACUGGUUUUGAGCAUAAGAGACAACCGGCUAGUAUUGAUUUAAACGCAGUCAGAUUAUGCUUCCAAGUAUUUCUUGAAGGAACUGAUAAAGGAAAAUUUACUGUACCAUUAACACCGAUUGUAUCGGAUCCCAUUUAUGACAAAAAGGCAAUGUCUGAUUUAGUGAUAUGUAAACUAAGUCACUACAGUGCUCCAGUAGCUGGUGGUAUGGAGAUGAUAUUAUUGUGUGAAAAAGUUGCCAAAGAAGAUAUUCAAAUACGUUUUUUUGAAGAACGUGACGGUCAAUUUGUUUGGGAAGGAUUUGGUGAUUUUCAACCAUCACAUGUUCAUAAACAGGUGGCAAUAGCGUUCAGAACACCGACGUAUCGUAUCCAACAAGUUGAGCAUCCAGUGCAAAUUUACGUUCAACUAAGAAGGCCGUCAGAUAAUGCAACUAGUGAAGCAUUACCCUUUCAAUUUCUACCACUUGGCGCAGGUAGGCCCGCGUUUUGGUCAUUAAGAAAAAUUUUAGCUAAAAAGAAACCCGACCCCGAGAUAUUUAAUAAAAUACUAUCUUCUGAUACCUCAGUAUUCGCCGGGAUUAAUCAACGACUACCGCGUAAUUUAGAUGAAUUUAAUAAUAACACAAAUAAUAACAAUAAUGAUAGUUUUGAUUUAGCAAUAUCACACGGUAAAAUAUCAGCACUGCGUGCUCUCAAUGAUCUUUACAAUAAAAAUACAGAUACUCUUAAAAAAUUAAAUAAUUCACAGCAAUUGAUAAUUAAUUCCCCGUCAAAUAUUAUUGAUAUUGAUAUUGAUAAUGAAAAUGAUAACGAAAAUUUAAAAACAGUAAAUAAUUCAUCUAAAAAAUAUUUAAAUGAUGAUGAAUUAAAUAAAAUUCCUUUGCAAAAUGAAUCAACAAUUACUGAGAAAAAAAUAUAUACCGAUAAUAUAAAUACAAAUAACUCGGACAUUGAAUUGAUGCCAAAAGAUAAAACUGAUUGGUUUGACUACUCGGAAGUUGGCAAGUGGGUCCAUAAAAGUAAAGAAGAAUCUCUGAAUAGCAAAACUGAAAUUACCAAUAAAAAUAAUGACAACAAUUUACAUAACACUGAAAAUAUUUUAAAUAAUGACGAAGAAACAAAAUCAUUGAAUGAAUUAAUAACACAAGUUGCUGAGCUAGAUGAAAUUUACGCUGAUACCCAUACUAAAAUACUGCAAAAUAAUUUAUUGACACAGUCAAAUUCUACAAAUGACAAUAAAUAUCAGCAGACGUUUAUGGAUAUCGAUAAUUGUGACAAUCAAACCUACACAAGCUUGCAGUUAGCCAUGAAAAACCCAAUAGACAUACGGCCGUAUGAUAGAAUUAAUAUAAAUGGUGAAGAUGAUCGCAAGUAUGAAGAUGUCGCGAUACCAAGUCGCGAAACGAGUUUACCACCUGGUCCACCACCACCUUUACCUCCAUCGUCGUCACUGUUGAUAUCAAAAAGAGACGUCACUUAUGCAUAUGACGAAAAAAUACCUCCGUUGCCGCCAAAACGGUUGAGAAAAAUGACAACGUCCAUGCCCACGUUGCCACGUUCAUCUUCACAGUGCAAGCAACUGUCAAUAAAUGACAGCGCGCCGCAUAAAAAUUUGCCCUCGCUGCCUCCUACUCUCACUAAAUCCAAGCAAAGUUUGUUUGCUAAAUUAUUUAACAAAAAGCACAGCAAUAAUUAUAGUAAUAAAAAAGACGGUGAUAAUAACAGAGAAAUGAACGUGGUACGAGGUAACAUAUUGAUAAGUGAUAGAAAUGAUUGUGAUCCUGAUGACAGUUCAAUGUCAUUGAGAGACAGUACCCAGGAUAUUUCAUCUAAAAAUUUUGAUUUACCACGAGCUAGUGUUGCCAGUGUUACUGCUGUUAAAUCUUUUAAUAUAGAUGGCGACGAAUCACCGCCUUAUGGUAUAGAAUUAACUGAAGCUGAACACUACGCUCUUUACACUGCAAUGGCACCACAUGCUACUGCUUCCGAGUUUGAUGAAUUGUCAUUUUAUUACAGCCCUGUUGAGGGUGGAAAAAUUUUAACAGAUACCAAAGAAACGUAACCCGUGUAAAAAUAAUCAGUGACAGAAAGUUUAAAAGUUUGCUAUUGUAAACUUCAAAACACGAACUUUUGUUAAAAGUUUUUUAAACUUUUGAAAUUUCAGGGGGAAAACUAAUGCUCGGCUCAUUACUAUUAAAAUAUUUUAUAAAAAUGUUCAGUAAUUGUUCAAAGUCAGCUUUUUCUGAACAUAUCGUAUCACUAAUUUCAAAAGGACUUAUAUUUUUAUACUCCUUUUUGGCUUUAGUCACUAAGUUUGAUGCCAAAAGGGUAUAUCAUUUUUUUUUAUUGCUAAUCAUGUUGUCGACUUUUUCUAAAGCUGGAAAUUGGAAAAAUUUUUAGCUAUUAAAUGAGUCUACAAAACGAUUUUUGCGUUAAUUUAAAAAUAAUUAAUAAUUAGCGGUGGGAAAUUUUUUAUAUUACG
Messenger RNA from Microplitis mediator, 3919 nucleotides. It is a transcript of the gene Dl, whose product is annotated as embryonic polarity protein dorsal. The record is from RefSeq and is a predicted model, not a curated record. The coding region runs from base 866 to 3499 and encodes 877 amino acids. Gene Ontology annotation, molecular function: DNA-binding transcription factor activity; DNA binding. Gene Ontology annotation, biological process: innate immune response; inflammatory response; non-canonical NF-kappaB signal transduction. Lineage: Eukaryota; Metazoa; Arthropoda; Insecta; Hymenoptera; Braconidae. The transcript has 7 exons. Gene Ontology annotation, cellular component: cytoplasm.